CGUCACUUCCUGCCGGGCUGCGGGCGCCGGAGCCGCUCUUCAGCGUUUGCGCUGGCGGUCGUCGCAUCUGUGUCGUCUCCCCCUUCUUCCGAUCCCCGGCCUGGCGGCUCCUGCCUCCUCCGCGGCUACACUGCCUCUUUCCUCCCCGGUCCCUUCUUCCUCGCCCUCCUCUUUUGCUCCUUCUCUUCCUCGCCGCCGCCCAGGACCGCCGGCCCGGGUACGAGCUCCGGGGAAGCAGCCAGAAAGUAUAGCUCCUACCACUGAGCUCAAUGCACUUUGCGUGAAACUGGAAAGAAAACCAAUGUAUAAGCCCGUGGACCCUCACUCUCGGAUGCAGUCCACCUAUAGCUACGGCAUGCGUGGAGGUGCCUAUCCCCCCAGGUACUUUUACCCAUUUCCAGUUCCGCCGUUACUCUACCAAGUUGAGCUUUCUGUGGGAGGACAGCAGUUUAACGGGAAAGGAAAGACGAGACAAGCUGUGAAACACGAUGCUACCGCCAGAGCACUGAGGACUCUGCAGAAUGAGCCUCCACCAGAGAGGCUGGAGAUGAAUGGAAGAGAAUCAGAAGAAGAAAACCUCAAUAAAUCAGAAAUAAGCCAAGUGUUUGAGAUUGCACUGAAGCGGAAUUUGCCUGUGAAUUUUGAGUCUUUCCCUCUGACACAGGUGGCCCGGGAGAGUGGCCCACCCCACAUGAAGAACUUUGUGACCAGGGUUUCAGUCGGGGAGUUUGUAGGGGAAGGAGAGGGCAAAAGCAAGAAGAUCUCCAAGAAGAAUGCAGCAAGGGCCGUGCUGGAGCAGCUGAGGAGGCUGCCACCUCUGCCUGCUGUGGAGCGAGUGAAGCCCAGAAUCAAGAAGAAAAGUCAGCCCACAUGCAAGCUACAGACAGCCCCGGAUUAUGGCCAGGGGAUGAAUCCUAUUAGCAGACUGGCACAGAUUCAGCAGGCCAAAAAGGAAAAGGAGCCGGAGUACGUGCUCCUUACAGAGCGAGGCCUUCCACGUCGCAGGGAGUUUGUGAUGCAGGUAAAGGUUGGGAAUCACACUGCAGAAGGAGCGGGUACCAAUAAGAAGGUGGCCAAGCGCAAUGCUGCCGAGAACAUGCUGGAGAUCCUGGGGUUCAAAGUUCCCCAGGCGCAGCCUGCCAAGCCAGCACUCAAAUCAGAAGAGAAGACCCCAGUAAAGAAACCAGGAGACGGAAGGAAAGUAACGUUUUUUGAACCUAGCCAUGGGGAUGAAAAUGGAACUAGUAAUAAGGAGGACGAGUUCAGGAUGCCUUAUCUUAGCCAUCAGCAGCUGCCAGCUGGAAUCCUCCCCAUGGUGCCGGAGGUUGCCCAGGCUGUUGGGGUUAGUCAAGGACACCACACCAAAGAUUUCACCAGGGCAGCUCCGAAUCCUGCCAAGGCCACGGUAACUGCCAUGAUAGCUCGCGAGUUGUUGUACGGGGGCACCUCGCCCACAGCCGAGACCAUUUUAAAGAGUAACAUCUCUUCAGGCCACGUAUCCCAUGGACCUCGCACAAGACCCUCUGAGCAACUAUACUACCUUUCCAGAGCCCAGGGAUUCCAGGUUGAAUACAAAGACUUCCCCAAGAACAACAAGAACGAAUGUGUCUCUCUCAUCAAUUGCUCCUCGCAGCCGCCCCUCAUCAGCCAUGGCAUCGGCAAGGAUGUGGAGUCUUGUCAUGAUAUGGCUGCAUUGAACAUUUUAAAGUUGCUGUCUGAGCUGGACCAACAGAGCACAGAGAUGCCGAGAACAGGAAAUGGACCAGUGUCAGCGUGUGGGAGGUGCUGAACCUUUUCUGGCCACAAACCAUUAUAAAUCCCAACAUGUAUACUGAAAAUACUGAGAACUGCUUUCAAAAUUUGGAAUUUCUGAUAACUCCAGUGGGCUGAGACACGAAUAUAGAAGGUGGCAGCAGUAGCAAAGAAGACACAGACUCCAGGUGGUGUGGCGUUGGUUGUGCUGGGCUGCCAGUGACAAUGCUGUGCUUUGCCAGCCAUCAAGAGAGACCAGCCCCAUCACCUUCAAUUUUUAUAUUGUGAUAAAAGAGAAACAGAAAGCAUGGCCUAUUCUCGUGCUGGCUUAUUCAGAUACUUCGGACAACCCUGGACAGCCACACCAGAGAGGCCCCAGAGCUAAAAGCACCAGAGAAAAGCCAGUUCUUCCUGUUCUGCACAACAGACGCAGCGUGCUCAGCGUGCCACGUGUAGUGCCCACCCACUGGAACCACUGCUUUCUCAACAGUGACGCUGGCUCAUUAUUUCCUUUGGUUGAUAUGACACUAUAUAAUUUUCUUUUCAGUUUCUCAGUUGCAUCUACUUACCUAGCACAGUUUAGAAACCGAUGCUAUCAGUCUAGCAAAGAUCACAGGCCUGUUUGAUGCGUCUGUCUCUCAGGCUGGCUAAACAGAUUUUACCAGAAUCCUUUACAGCCCCACCAAUCUCCUGUAUAAAUUGGACAGCUUAGGAAAUUUAAACUUUAGGUGGUCUUUUUAUUUUAUUUUAAGCAGCAGACUUAAAUGAGCCCAGACCUUUAAAGAUUAUUACAUAAAUCAUCAGUGGGCAUGUCUUUUAAGGAGGUAGCUUUUUACCACACUACAGGACAUUACCUGUGGGUCCAGACCCUGCAGGCUGGUGUCCCUGGAGUGCCUAAUGCAGUCAAUUCCAACCUCCUUGGAGGGGAAAGGUUUCUUGGUGCUGUGCUGCUGUGCACAGAUGCAGGUAGGUGAGCUGGCCCUGGUGGAGAGCAUUGCAACCUCAGACUCAGCACUGCUUCCACAUUUGGUUUAGCUGGAACCUUUUCACCCAUGGAAUGUAAGUAGUCUUUGUCAACAAUAAAUGGUAAUACUAAAUUUUUUUUUUUUUACUUUGGUUAAUUUAUUUUCAAACACCACUACUUCUAGAUCAAACCUCUUCUGGUUCAUUACCCAUCCCACUUUUUUUAAAACAAAAAGAGAAGGAGAAUAUUUGUAAUGCUUGUGAUUCUGUCUGGGCAAAAAUCUGAAGACCUAAAAAUCUCUUUAUAUUAAACUAUUGAUCAAUAAACAGCUACUAAGAAAGUCUUUUCCCAAUUGAACAGUAACUGAAGAAGGCUGUGAGGAAGGGAUGUGGCAGCUGGGAAAGUCAGGUUGGCAGUGACUGAAGAUUAAAAUAAGGGAUUACUUUUUUUGUGUGUGGUUAUUUGAGACAGGGUUUCUCAGCCUUGGUUUACUGUCCCGAAACUAUCUUUGAAAACCAGACUGAUUUCAGAGAUCUACCUUCCUUCUGAGUGCUGGGAUUGAAGUCCUGCCGGAAUUUACUUUUAAAGGCUACAUGUACACGUGCCUGUAGAGUAUAUGAAAAAUUAAUGGCACAUAUUCAACAUGAAUGCAGCAAAAUGAGACAUCUUCAAAAUAAAAAUCUGCCAUAAGCCAGUAGUUCGCACACAGACUGUUAGGCAAAUCACACUCAAAUAUUUUCACCAACUGGGGACCAAGUAUUCAAAUACAUGAGCAUGUGGAAGCCAUUCUGAUUCAUACCCACAUGGCUUACAGGGACACAGGUACCUUGCCAACUCAAGAAUAUGGCUAAACCACUGAUGAAAAUCGUCCUUCCUUCAGUAACCACUACCUGCCUAUCCUUCUGCAGCCAGACAGCACGCCAGCCCAGCCUUCCUGCAGACCUCAUUCUCUGUGGCCUAUGCUGUCAUGUUCUCUGAACUCUUUCCAUGUCUCCAUGAGUAUUUAUAUGUCAUAUAAAACUAAACAUGUGUUUUACCCACGGACAUGCUUCAUGGCUCCUGAUGGGCUAGAGAGCACUAGAGGUUACAUUUUUAAGACACUACACAGUAUUUAUGAGUCAGGGUCUCUGAGCUUCAGACACCAAGGCACAAUGGCUACACAGGCCCCUUUACCUCUUUAGGCUAGGGAUGGUUUUUUCUCCCUGCCCUUGCAUGUUUUAUUGUCCUAUAAAGGUUAUUUCACUGAACUGCCUCGGACACUUUUGACCUUGUCCUCACAGGAUCUUUGUUGAUACUUAAAACUCAACAUGCUCACUUAUUCAGAAGUAUUCAGGUGUCCUUUAGAAACUUCGGUAAUACUUAAAAAUGGGGGGAAGGGGGACCCAAGAAGAUAAAAUGCCAGUUGACAAGUAAAUGGAUAUUUGAAUAUUGUGGUGUAUUUCCCAAUAUAACAUACAAAAUAAGAGCAAACUGAUUAUUGCCACAGUCAACAACAGAUAUGCUUGGGUAAGCAAUGUUAAACCCACUUAAGCAAAAAAGUUUGUGUGUGUAUGAAAAUAACUCAG
Messenger RNA from Chionomys nivalis (European snow vole), 4281 nucleotides. It is a transcript of the gene Stau1, whose product is annotated as staufen double-stranded RNA binding protein 1. The transcript has 12 exons. Lineage: Eukaryota; Metazoa; Chordata; Mammalia; Rodentia; Cricetidae. The coding region runs from base 302 to 1789 and encodes 495 amino acids. The record is from RefSeq and is a predicted model, not a curated record.